Messenger RNA from Uranotaenia lowii, 7236 nucleotides. RefSeq names its product MAP kinase-activating death domain protein (gene Rab3-GEF). Lineage: Eukaryota; Metazoa; Arthropoda; Insecta; Diptera; Culicidae. Gene Ontology annotation, molecular function: guanyl-nucleotide exchange factor activity. The record is from RefSeq and is a predicted model, not a curated record. Bases 886 to 7200 code for a protein of 2104 amino acids. The transcript has 21 exons. Gene Ontology annotation, biological process: regulation of Rab protein signal transduction; regulation of apoptotic process. Gene Ontology annotation, cellular component: cytosol.
GGAAAAUUCAGUCCAUAACAGGAUACCGUCGAGACUGGUCGGAAAAGUUGGAAAGCUCUCCGCGAAGCAGCAAAAAGGCUGGUGCAGUGAAACACUUUCCUUCUAUCCUUACAUAAUGGAUAUGACAAAAUGGAUCAAUUGAGGAGUGUUCUUUGAGUUAAAAAUAGUUGGGAAAUUUUGUUUUUAAGCUAUGAAAAGCCAGAUUGGGGACUAGCACAUUUUUUUUUAUCGGAUUUUCAGUAGAUUGGGUUUGCAAACAUUUGUUUUUGGUGCUAUUUGUGAAAUUGAAAAGUGUGAAAAAGUGAAAUUUUCCGAGCUCGUUUUCUAAGUUUGCAACUUCAAUGGAUAAUGAUGAUGAAGUGAACCUACAUUUUGGGAGAUAAUUUCAUCAUGUCCAACUCGAGAAACAGCAGAGGAGUUCCCAUCAAUUGAGCCAAUAAACGAGAUACCCAGCUGGACAAGAAAAAAACUUUCCGAAGAGGUCGAUUGUUAUCAAUCUUCCUACGCCCAAUACACCCUAAUUGAUUGUCCAUCUAAGGCUAAGAUGAAGAACGCAAGUUGGACGACACCCACUUGCUAUCACAGCCGGGAGUAAUCGGCUUUGCUAAAAACAAAGCAAAAAAGCAACAAGUAAAAUAAUUGCACCGCCCUUCUGCAAGGAAGGAAAUUGAACAAGAGUAAAUCCGUAACUUGGCUUGGCCGAAGACGCGCGCUGACGAUGGAGGCGUCCGGUAAUUGAACCUGGUUGCUUGCAAACCAUCAACAAAGAACGGCGCCUAAGAAAGAGAGCUGGACCUUUUCUCGGAAAACGGGAACAAGGAGCAGAAAACAACAACCUUCUUGGGGUAGCAACAGCAACACGGAACAACAACAGCAACAAACAACAUGGCCGAACAGCAGCAGCGGGACUCGUUGUGUCCCCGGUUGAUUGACUAUCUGGCCAUUGUGGGAGCUCGGUCGGCGGUCGUCUCUCGGCCUGGUGGCGGAGGAGGCGGCGGAAAUGGCCCUGGAGGUGCCGGUGGACAUCAUCCGGGCGGGGGAGGAGGCCCAGCGGCCCACAAUGCUCCCCCACCGGUUCAGAUCCCGGAGCUUCUACGCCGCUACCCUCCAACGGACCACACGGAUUUCCCCCUUCCGCUGGACAUGGUGUACUUCUGCCAGCCGGAAGGAUGCGUCAGUGUUGGACCACGCCGGACCGGAUCCGCCGUUCGGGAUGCAACUUCCUUCGUGUUCACCCUAACGGAUAAGGACUCGGGCAAAACGCGCUACGGUAUUUGCGUUAAUUUCUACCGACCUGUCGAAAAAUAUGUGCCCGGUGUUGGUGCCGCCGGGAAUCAGGGUAGCACCCGAAAGGGUCGGAAUUCGACUUUUAGAAGAGAAUCCUGGCGAAAGAGUAUGGAAAAGAGUUCUGAUUCGGCUUUUUCGAGUGAUUACAGAAGUAGCAACGUGGGUCCAAGUGAUUCAUCGGAUCGUGAUUGCCCGAGCCGCCGGGAUUCGGAUUCGCACCAUGGAGCGCCGCAUCAGGCUCGAUUGGGAGUGACCGGUCCAUCGGCCGAUUCCGAAUCCGGUGGCAGUCAUUCGCCUUCGCCGCGAGCCUCCCGGAAACGAUCCAAGGUUCGAAGUCACUCGCUGACUUCGUUGUGUAUCCUGUCCCAUCAUCCGUUUCUGUCCUCGUUCCGGGAGUGUUUGUACAUUUUGAAGAAACUGAUCGAUGCCUGCAACGACGCAUCGAGUCCGAAAAGAGUUGGAGCGUCCCGGCAGAGUGGCCGGGACAGUGUGUGGAGCGUACUGACCAGCCAACCGACGGAAUCUACGCCCUCGAUUGUGCUACACGACGUGAAGGAAAUUGAAACUUGGAUUUUGAGGUUGCUCUCGGCUCCGGUUCCCGUACCGGGUUCCACUAGGGUAGAGAUCGAAGCACUUUCGCCACUGAUCAUGCAGCCGUUGGUGUUUGCUUUGCCAGACCAUACCCGAUUUACGAUGGUCGAUUUUCCACUGCAUCUACCCCUGGAACUGCUCGGAGUUGACACCUGCCUCAAGGUGCUGACCUUGAUAUUGCUAGAGCAUAAGAUCAUUAUCCAAUCGCGGGACUACAACGCCCUCUCGAUGUCGGUAAUGGCCCUGGUGCAUCUGAUUUACCCCCUCGAAUAUAUGUUCCCUGUGAUCCCGAUGCUACCGACCUGUAUGGGUAGUGCCGAGCAGCUGCUGCUGGCACCGACGCCCUACAUCAUCGGCCUGCCGGCUACCUUCCUAAUGCAUAAGAGAAAUUUCAGGCUUCCAGACGAUAUAUGGCUCGUAGAUUUAGACUCCAAUCGGUUGACGGCGGCUUCCGGAGAUGCCGAACCGAUUCCACCGCUUCCAGAACCCGAAGGGACCAUCCUCAAAAACCACCUUAGACAGGCUAUGCAACUAAUGGAUCAGGCUGGAGUUGGUGCUCUAAGUUCCAUGACCACAAGCAAUCAAUCGUCGGCAUCCGUUGUCGGCGGUUCUCAACCAGGAUCUACUCGGGAAAGCUUCAGUGGACCAAAUAUCCUACCCCAGAAUAUCCCCCAGCCUUUACAAGUGCCCGGAUCAGGAAGCAAUAGCCAGCGGAGUUCGUUCUCCGGAGCGGCCGGAACGCCUCGGCAGCCCAGCCCCAUCGGGCCUCCCCCGCCCAACCCGUUUCUAUAUGGGACCGAUGUGGAUUCGGUUGACGUAGCGACUCGUGUCGCCAUGGUUCGGUUUUUCAACUCGCAGAACACCCUGGCCAAUUUUACCGAACACACGCGAACCCUUCGCCUGUAUCCGCGACCGGUAGUCGCGUUCCAGAUCAACAGUUUCCUACGUUCUAGACCUCGGGCAUCAGCAUUCCUGAACAGAUUCGCUCGAACGCAAGCCGUCGAAUGGCUAGCCGAAUGGUCUCUUACGCCAACGAACGUGGCCUUCCUUCGGGUGCAGACCGGUGUUCUUGAUCCCUCGCAGGUUGGUGAUAAACAGAAAUGGUAUGCCCAUACGUUGACGCCUAUCAAGUUCCCUGUUUGGGACGACAAUAGUUCGCUGAACGGUGCUCUCAAGGGCAUGCAACAGCUCGAAAGCCAACCGACCGACGAGAGUGGUUCGGAUUCCGAGGGUGCCGAGAGCACCAGUUCAUCGUACUCGUCGCUCAGCGAUUUCGUAUCGGAGAUACAAUCGUCGGAUCUGUCACCAAGCUUGCACGAUGUCUUCGGGAAUCAACAUCACGUGCAUGUGGCACCGAAAACUCUCUCAUCCAAUCUCGAUCCGAAGCUAGUCUACCGACCGCCGACCUCGCUACGGUACCCGGACGGCAUGAGGCCACCCCAAACGGUGACCGAUGAUGCCGACAGGCCAGACUCUCCGACCUCGACUUCUUCCAGCCGGUCGGAUCUCAGUAGCCCAAGCUUUAAUCGAGACUCGGAGUUCGAGUUCAACCCGAAGGCACGUUUGGAAGCUCAAAUCCAACCGGAACCGAUCCGACCGGAACCACAGGCCGGAAGCUUCGAAAACGAAUCGGAUUCCAAUUCGACGACAACGCCGAAGACUAUCGUGUCGAAGGAAAGCGGAGGAUCGCUGGAUACCGACAAGAGAACCAGGCUCGGCAAGAUCCCUCCUCCUCUGUCGCCCAACGUGGGUCGCCAGCAAAGUGGCGGUAACAUUCUGGCUAGAACAUCUAGUUCCGGAUCAACGGGAUCCAGUGGGCACCCUCCAUCUCUCGGUUCGGCAGGGUCCCAACGACAGAGCUCCCAGGGCUCUCUAUUUGAAGUUUUGACAUCACAAGCGAAGGAACUGGUGCGGGAAACAACUCGACAGAGCAGUCAAGAUGGCUUACUGGCCCACGUUGAUAAGUUGAAAGAACAAGCCAAGGAGCUGAAAGAGCAUGCGGAAGAGGAAAUCAAGAUCCUCGCUCCCUUGGAACAGCUAACGCUUCAAGCGAAAAAGGCUGCCGAAGAGGCCUCCAAGCAGGCUCUUGAGGCUUCGAAACAGGCCGCCGGCGUUAGCAAAAAUACCUUCGAAGAUCUCACCUACGUUGGCAAAUCCACCCUGGGAGAUCUGACGAAGACGGCCAAAGAGGCAGCUGCGAAAAAGGGAUUGCUACACCAAACGAAUCAAGGAGGAGCUUUCCCGCCUUCGCAGAAUACUUCACCCUCGGGUAGUACGGUGGCAACGACCAAUCAGUCCCUCUUCUCAACAAUCACAAGCGACUUCAACGGGAUUGCACAGUCCACCUCGAGUAUGUUCUCGGAUUUGUUCGGUAGCAAGCAGAGCAAACAGACGAUGCAGCAACAACAGUCACAGACACGAUCGGCUUCGGGUAAUCUGCAACCAAAUCAGACGCAGAUGCAGAACAAGAUCAAGGAUAAGCUGUCCUUCGAUCCAUUCCCGGGUCGGAAGGGUUUGGUGGAACGAACGCCGCUCAUAAAACACUCGGGCCCGAAGCAAACGCAGGAGGAGAUACAGCGAAUGCAGAACGCCGAACGAUCGAGCAGCAACUCAGAGAAUCAAGCGUUUCUGAAGGAUUUGGUGAACCAGGUGCUCGCUGGCGAGGGCGUUGGUUGGCUGAAGUUGAAUCGGUUGAAGAAGUUGAUGGAAGAUGAGUCGUAUCGAAUGUUGGUGUUGGGGAAGUUGAAUCGCACCUUGGAGCGCAAGAUUGGCCCCGAUGAUCACAUUGAUGAUGUGUGCAUAACUAAACCAAUCUACAAGGGGACGCUGAAGUGUCUGCUAGCGAUCACUCACGGGUUGGAGGCUACGUUUGGAAAUUUUGGACUCGGCGGGAUGGCAUCGGUGUUCCAGAUGAUGGAAAUCGCGCAUACCCACUUUUGGAGCAAAGAUUUGACCGAGAGUGCUGCCGAUCCCACGGCUAGUCUUCUGUCCAGUAGGUCGGUGAGUCCUAUGGGGAGUCGAGAGAACUUGCGCUCUCCUCAGAGCCCAGCCGAACCUAGCGAAUGGAACUUGGUGGCCGGUUCCCGGAAGAAUUCGUCUGUGUUGAACGAACCUGUGAUAUCGCGGCGUCCCUCGGAGCAUGACAACGACAACCAAUCGACCACGGAGAUGUUCAAGGAUAUGCUGACGCAGAAGCGCAACAUGCUGCUGAGCAAGCUGACUUCUUUCGAUUCGGAGCCCGGAGGCGUUACCCAUGGAGGAUCAUCGGGAGCCCUCUCGGUGGCCAGUGAUGUACUGCCGCAGCAUCAGUCCGGCGGAAAUUUGAUACCGUCGAUUUCUUGCCGCUCGACGGUCUCCGAUACGGAGUACGAGAAAAUUCCAAAAGGGUCAUCCACAUUAAAGGACGCGAAGAAGUUAGCCGGAGGCUUGUUUUCCGGCAAGUCUUCUCUCAGUGCUGGCUUCCGCUACACCGGGGGCAGUUUGAUACCCACCUCGAAUUCUCCGUCUCCGGAUGCACCUCGAGUAUACUUGUUUGAGGGAUUGCUAGGCCGGGAACGCUCGACCGUGUGGGAUCAGAUGCAGUUCUGGGAGGAUGCUUUCCUGGAUGCAGUCAGCCAGGAACGCGACAUGAUCGGUAUGGAUCAAGGACCCGGUGAAAUGAUGGAACGCUACAAAUCCCUUUCGGAAUCGGAGCGAAAAAGAUUGGAACACGACGAAGACCGACUGCUUUCGACAAUGCUGUAUAAUCUUACAGCGAUACUGGUUAUGCUCAACUGCAACAAACUGGAGAUAAAGCGCAAGAUCCGAAGACUCCUCGGAAAGAGCCACAUUGGAUUCAUCUACGCACAGGAAGUUAAUUUGCUACUAGACCAGAUCAACAACUUGAACGGUAACGACAUCGACCUGAAGCCGCUCGGAUCUCGACUUCUGCAUCGACAGAGCUUCACCCUUCAUCAGGGAGUCGAUGCUACCGGUCCGUUGCGCUUCAUGGAAGUUCGGGAUGACGGAUUGGUGCUGCGAUCGGUGAACGGUACAAUUGUCGAACGUUGGUGGUUCGAACGGCUGGUCAACAUGACCUAUUCACCGAAGACCCGGGUACUCUGCCUGUGGCGUCGCAACGGUGGCCAAACUCAGCUGUUCAAGUACUACACCCGAAAGUGCAAGGAGGUCUACAUCGCUAUUAAGGAGGCGAUGGAGCGGAACGGUUGCACCGGGCAGGGUCCGGAACUGGGUGGGGAGUUUCCCGUUCAGGAUCAGAACACCGGCGAGGGUGGGCUGAUGCAGAUCUGUCUGGAAGGGGUUGGCCUAUUGUUUGCCAACAGCAAGGAUUUCGAGUUUUUCAUUCGGCUGGAGCAUAUCAGGAAAUGUUUCACCCAGAAGGGUGGCGUCUUCAUCCUGGAGGAGUACAAUCCCAAAACGCGACAGCUGAUUCAGCGAAAGUUCAAAUCUGCAUUGGCCGAUGACAUUUGCUACUCGGUAUUGUGUGUCUUUUCGUACGUAGCCGCCGGGCAAGAAUGGCAGAAAAAGUACCCGGCGAUUUCGAUAGCCGGUUCGACUGGAUUGAACUCUCAGGUGCAAACACUAACGACGACAAGUGCCGCGAUGCCGCAACAGCAGCAGCAACAACAACAGCAAGUGGCUCAUCAGGCGCCUCCCUCGGCCAAGAUCAGUACCCAGCUUGUGCAACCCCCAACCCAAAACAAUCACAAAAUACAACAAACUCACCUGCCGCAGCAGGUCUCCCCGAAACUUCAAACCAUCAUCAGCAAACCAGUUCCUCAGCAGACCCAUCCGACGGCCAUUCAGCAACCAACGCAGCGUUCGCAGCAGCCUCAACAACAACAACAACAACAACAACAGCAACAGCCCGCAGUCGCGGAAAUUCCUGUGGCAACGACAACAGCACCAAUAACGCCAUCUGUGGCGCCUCAGCCCAAACAACCUCCGACGCUUCCAGCGAGACCAACUUCUUCAAACGGAUCAGCAUCCAACUCCACCUCCUCAUCAACUUCAACCUCGAAUUCAUCGGAGCCGCCCAAAAUGAAGGCACCGGUGCUGCCAUCGGCGACGGCCACUAGCGGAAGCCGGCUUCCACAGCAAUCGUCACUCCCCAAUCGCGGUCCUCCGCCGGCCAUUCCCCCACGAAUCGGUCUCGGUCAGCGGUCCGGCUCGGUUCAGAUCCCGUCCAGCUCCCCGACCGGUGGUGGCCACUUCCGGCAGCUCAAACGUCAAACUUCGGCCGCCUCGCCGCCCAAUCAAUCGCCUCCAUCGACGGCUCAGAUGAUGUACCAGCAGCGGCAGAAUAUGUUGAGGAAAAAUUAAGCGGGGAUUUUGAAAAGAAAAAUCGUUAAUCUAAGU